Messenger RNA from Glossina fuscipes, 375 nucleotides. RefSeq lists its product as uncharacterized. NCBI's taxonomy places the organism in Eukaryota, Metazoa, Arthropoda, Insecta, Diptera, Glossinidae. The record is from RefSeq and is a predicted model, not a curated record. The coding region runs from base 1 to 375 and encodes 124 amino acids. The transcript is spliced from 2 exons.
AUGUGCUCUAAUUCGGGUAAUCUGAGUGAAACGCAAGACAGCUUCAAAAACCCAAAAUUGAAAAAACCCACUGCAACUCGUAAUAAACGUUACGAACAAUUUCUAUGGCAGGAAUUAUAUGAUGAGUACAUUCGCCACAACGAACGCUUAUUUAACACCAAACCAGACCCGGCUAUUACUGAAUAUUUCGAUGAAUUUUGUAAAGAUAUGCCCGCGGAAGAUGAAGCAGCUAAAGAAGCGUUAAUGGACCGCUAUCCUCUCUACUAUACAAGAGCGAUUACUUUGUGGAAUCACAACGGAGACAUCACUAAAGAUUUUAAGAAGCGUUACGUUAUAACACGUCCGGUGUAUGAGCAAACAGAGCAAUUUGGUUAA